Messenger RNA from Coffea arabica (coffee), 914 nucleotides. RefSeq lists its product as uncharacterized. NCBI's taxonomy places the organism in Eukaryota, Viridiplantae, Streptophyta, Magnoliopsida, Gentianales, Rubiaceae. Gene Ontology annotation, molecular function: growth factor activity. Gene Ontology annotation, biological process: regulation of root meristem growth. The record is from RefSeq and is a predicted model, not a curated record.
ACAACAUCCAAAAAGCUAGAAAAGAAACAAGAAAUGGUGUCAACAAGUUUCAGGCAUUUUGUGCUUGCAAUCAUGGUCCUUCUGCUAGCCACGAAGGCUUGUGAUGCAAAUAGUAAUGAAGGUUUCAAGAAAGUUGAAGCUGAAGCUGGAAAUGGAAUUAUGCCGCCAGGAGGAAAAGAAAUGCACAAUGCAAAGGAAAUUUACAACGCUGGUCCCAGAGUUGCUGCAGAUACUAGUGGUAAAUUUGGAGGAAGAAAAAUGAUGCUUGAGAUAAAGGGAUUGAGUAAUGAAGUGAAGCAAGAGGAAAGCAAGAAGACCAGUGAAGAAGCUUCAAAGAUUUCAGGAAGAAAUGACAGGAGCAAAAACUUAAAGAAGUCGGCUGAGCGUUCUUUACCACAAUCUUAUAACCAGUAUGACAGAAGACAUUUGAAGGCCAAUUCCAAGAAUGAAGCAAGCUCAGAGACUGCAGUGAAAAGGCCAAGUGAUCUCCCAAAACCUGACCAACUCUGCUCCCAAGAAUGUGCAACUGACUCAAAUAGUUGCAGCUCAAAAUGCUCAUCAGUAUCUAAAAGUUCAGUUUCAAAGAAAUCAGAUCAAGAUCAAGAUUCUGAAAAUCUUGACUCUGAAAAACUGCUGAAGGCUGCAAGUCAGAUUGUAAAUUUGAUGAAUAAAGACUACCGAGGAGAUGGAGGUCCUCGUCACAGAUCCCCAAUUAAUAAUCGUGAGCCUUUGCAUUGAGGAAUACUAGUGUCAGUGUAACAAUAUGCCAUAGAUUGGCUAUGUGCAUCAUCUAUACACAACUAACCCAGUUUUGUUUAGCUAAUCUAGGGGACAAAUACGUAGAAGGAUAUAUUAUUGUUUUGUUUUUUAUACCAUGUAACCAAGGAUAGAGUAGUAACUCUCAGUACCAGUUU